AUGACUCUCCACAUUAUGCCUACAGAAAUACUAAUUCCUGAAGAGAAGAGAGCUCUCCUAGCCCAGAUAAGUUAUACCUCUCAUGUAUUUAUAUCUUUCUAUGUACCAGCAGCCUAUUCUUCUGCCAGAAAUUAUACGGCUCGCCAUACUUUCUUUACAGACUUUCUCUCCUUUCUCACUUUUUACGUUCAGAUAUUCUUCACUCAUACUGUGACAGUGUUUGUCCAGACAACAGCUAGGAAUUCGAAGUGUAGUUCCAGAUUCUCAAUCUCAGUGCAGUCAGUGCCAAAGAGCAGAGCAGAGUCUUCCAAGAAGUUUUAG
This is a messenger RNA of Phycomyces blakesleeanus NRRL 1555(-), 321 nucleotides long. RefSeq lists its product as hypothetical. The transcript has 2 exons. Bases 1 to 321 code for a protein of 106 amino acids. Lineage: Eukaryota; Fungi; Mucoromycota; Mucoromycetes; Mucorales; Phycomycetaceae. The record is from RefSeq and is a predicted model, not a curated record.